AUGAAACGUGACUGUUCCUCCAAAGAUGGACUGUUCCUGGUUCACCCUCUGUGCAGUUCUCCAGAAGAAACACUAUUUCACAAGGAGGAGGACUCGCAAAUUAAAUCUGAAGAGGACGAGAGUAACGAGACGCCGUCAUCAGAGGAGGAGCAGGACAACGUGGAUUACAACCUGAGUUUAAAACAGACUGUGUCCCGGAAAAGCAUCAGCCAAAUCAUCAAAGACAAGAAGAAACAGACACAUCUUACUCUGCAGUGGCUGGAGGAGAACUAUAUCGUGUGUGACGGCGUUUGUUUGCCGCGCUGCAUCCUCUACGCUCACUACCUGGACUUCUGCCGCAAAGAGAAGCUGGAGCCGGCCUGCGCUGCCACCUUCGGGAAAACAAUUCGACAGAAAUUUCCGCUGCUGACAACAAGACGUCUAGGAACCAGAGGACACUCCAAGUAUCACUACUACGGCAUUGGCAUCAAGGAGAGCAGUGCGUACUAUCAUUCUGUGUACUCUGGGAAAGGCCUGACCAGGUUUUCUGGAAGCAAAUUGAAAAAUGAGGGCGGCUUCACUCGAAAAUACUCCCUCAGCUCUAAAACUGGAACACUGCUCCCAGAUUUCCCCAGCGCUCAGCACCUUCUCCUGCAGGGAAACGUCCCCAGGGAAAAGGUCGACACACUGAUCAUGAUGUACAAGACCCACUGUCAGUGCAUCCUUGAUAACGCCAUCAACGUCAACUUUGAGGAGAUCCAGAACUUCUUGCUGCACUUCUGGCAGGGGAUGCCCGACCACCUACUGUCGGUGCUGGAGAACCCAGUCAUAGUGGACGUCUUCUGUGUGUGCGAUUCUAUUCUGUACAAGGUUUUAACUGAUGUCUUUAUUCCUGCCACGAUGCAAGAGAUGCCAGAAAGCUUGUUGGCCGAUAUUCGUAAUUUUGCGAAACACUGGGAGAACUGGUUAGCGUCCUCUCUGGAGAACCUGCCUGAAAGCCUCGCUGCAAAAAAGCUGCCCAUUGCACGCCGCUUUGUGUCCUCUUUGAAGAGACAAACUUCAUUCUUACAUUUAGCCCAGAUUGCUCGUCCAGCGCUUUUUGACCAAGCGGUAGUGACUGGAAUGGUGUUGGACAUCGACAGUCUGGACCUUAACAACAUCAGCUCUCAGCCUCUCCUCAGUGUCGGCUCCUCAGGAGACCAGGACCAGAUCUACUCCGAGUACGACUCGGUGAGUGUGUUUCAGGAGCUUAAAGAGCUGCUGAGGAAGAACGCCACGGUGGAAUCGUUUAUUGAAUGGUUAGACUCUGUCCUGGAGCACAAAGUCAUCAAGCCUGGCAAACAGAGCGGCCGUUCAGUGAAGAAACGAGCCCAGGACUUUUUAUUGAGGUGGAGUUUUUUCGGUGCCCGAGUGAUGCACAAUCUGACCCUGAACAAUGCUUCCAGUUUUGGCUCUUUUCACCUGAUCCGAAUGUUGCUGGACGAAUACAUCCUUUUGGCUUUGGAAACUCAGUUCAACAACGACAAGGAGCAGGAGCUACGCAAUCUCCUGGACAAAUACAUGAAAAACGCAGAUGCCAGUAAAGCGGCUUUCAUGGCAUCACCCAGUUCCUGCUUUUUGGCGAAUCGCAGCAAAGCUAAUGCUGUCUCUGACCAAUCAGUGAAGAAUGAGUCUCUAGUCGAACCGUCCUAUGUAUCGACAGUGAAUCAUCCACAAACUGUAGCAGACACAAGCAUUUAUCUGGGAACAGAACCAUCCAUGUUUGCAUUAACUGGUUCCCAACUGGACUUCUCCCAAGUGACUGGGACCCUCAUGACGCCCCCUAUCUCUCCUGUGGGGGUAGCGCACCGUGGCUCCGUCAUAAACCAGGGUCCGAUGGCGGCGCGGCCUUUUCCCUCCUCCACGUCCUCGUCUUCGUGUCAGUCGUCACUCAGCCUGACACAGCCCAGCCCCUGCUCCUCAUACGGGGAAACCCUGUAUCAGACCGGAACUGGGUACUUCCCUCCAGCCAGCCCGGCAUCCAACUACCAACUCUCCCUCAGCCGGCCUCAGAGCCAGUGUGUGUCCGCUGCCCCCUCUCAGAGCGCAUCGUUGGGCUUCUCUCUCUGCCGUUACCCCCCGUUCAGCGACCAGUCCCUGAGUAAAGACGUGUUCUUCAGCCACACCAACAGAGGCCCCUGCUCCCUGCCGGCCUACGACUCCCUCCGCUCUGGCUUCGUCGCAGAGUCAGAGCCAGAAUCAGGUCUGGACCCGGAUCAUGGCAUGGACUCUGACGGCUUUGUGUUCGGAGCGCAAAGUGGAUACUCGACUCCCAGCGGUUUCUAUGGAAACAGCUCAUGUUUGGAGAGGAUGGCAUCUCUGGAUCAACAUGUGUCUGUGAUCAGCAGUGUGAGCAGUCUGAGAGCAUUCGGGUCUUUCUCCGAGGCGCACGACCCUCUUAACCUCCUCGGAGAAAUCAGCAGGAAACAGAACUGUGUGCUCUAUGGAGACUCGGAGCCCUCCUCAGGCCCCUCUCUGUCGUCGGUCACAGCGCCCUGUAUGUUCAGCGGCUCCUACUCCUCUCAUGACGCCGCCCUGUCGCAGCAGCAGCAGCAGCAGCAGCAGCAGCAGCAGGUCCCCUCUGAGGUGCAUGGCCUACUGUCCUCCCUGCCCCCCAUAAACACAGUGUUCAUGGGCGGAGGAGGACACUAG
Knipowitschia caucasica is the source of this 2670-nucleotide messenger RNA. The record is from the annotation of a GenBank genome assembly. NCBI's taxonomy places the organism in Eukaryota, Metazoa, Chordata, Actinopteri, Gobiiformes, Gobiidae.